AUGGCUGAGACAUCAGAAUCCAAGCUACUCCAAGGCUAUGUCAAAGGCUACCCCAAGCUCGCCCGGUCAAUGGGCAUACGACCCGAGAGCGCAAUCUUCCGUAGCUUUGGUGCACUGAACGCGAAGAACUUGCUAUACAUGCAGGCAGAACUAACAUACCUGGAAGAAGCUUUACGAGAAAUGGAAGUCGCAGACCACGACAGCGAUGAAGGGGAGAAAGCCCGGUAUGCUCACGACUGGUUCUUCCUUGAAGUUUCAGCAGAGGAAAGGGAUGGUGUCGACGCAUCGCAACUGAGUCUCAUCCUCAAGAUUCGAGAGAAGCUUAGGGAGUACAACAAGGCAUUGUACUAUCAGACAGCCAUCUGCCAGUUCGAGCCCCCAGACUACUAUGACCUCAAGGACGUCCAAGGCUUCAUGGCCAGCUCAGAGAUGGAAUUGCCGUUGGUUGGUCCAGACAGAAAUAUCUGGGGAAAAUACAAUGAUCCCACUGCUCACGCAGACGAUGGCUUGGUCGCGCUGCAUCCGCGAGUGCGCACCGACACGUUCACGACCAUGCUUUCCGAUCGACUGGUACACGUCUUUUUGUUCUUCAAGAAGCUAUACCCGGGAAAGGAAAGCGAAAACCCCAUGUGUUUCUAUCGUGACGACACGAUCUCAACAAUCACGUUCUGGUUGACCUGCUUCAUAGCUUCCAUCCUCCCGGUCAUAGCAAUCAUCGCACUUGUCAACAUACCCUCGCUGGUACAUCGUCUCGCCGCCAUUGCUGUUUUCAACGGCAUUGUGUCGCUCUGUCUAGGAUGGUUCACGGAGGCGAGAAGGACCGACGUCUUCGCAAUAAUAGCAGUAUUCGCGGCUAUACAGGUCAUUUUUGUGGGUCAAACAGUUGUUCAUGGGUCGUAG
Messenger RNA from Alternaria triticimaculans, 900 nucleotides. RefSeq lists its product as uncharacterized. Bases 1 to 900 code for a protein of 299 amino acids. The transcript has 3 exons. NCBI's taxonomy places the organism in Eukaryota, Fungi, Ascomycota, Dothideomycetes, Pleosporales, Pleosporaceae. The record is from RefSeq and is a predicted model, not a curated record.